ACGAACAAGUCUAGUGCUAUCUGGAGAAAUGGAUUGUGGACUUUUACAAAGGACAAAAGAGAAAUUUUACAACUGCUAAAAUCUGCCGCCACUUCACUUUUGUUCACAUUUUGUGAAGAAGGAAGUUGAAAUCAAUGUAUUUUCAGAUUUGUUUGUGUAAUUGUGUGUAAUUCCUUCAGUAAUUCUUGGUGCAGCGCCACCACAGGCACUGCAGAAAAUGGGUUGCUCAAAAGUGUUUGGAUCGAUUGGCAAGUGAACCAAGCCAGCUGAAUAUGUGACAAAUGUUGCAGUUUCGGUCUCUAUUCAAACUGAGUCUGUCAGACAAUUAUUAAAACACCUUUACUUUAUGUAGCCAGUAAGAUUACAUCUUGAGAGAAGCUCAUUUUGCUCGUAAUGUGUGAACUUCUGAGAAGUAGUGAGUGCACCCAAGAGACGGAGAAGGCAGGCGUCAGCUGUCAUACAGCCACCUCUUGAACCCUGCAGGAACAGAAACCCCAUGGAAGAAGCUCAUGUGUGAAGCUCUGUGACACAUCUACAGUCCCUUCAGUUAAAAGUUGGAAGGCAGUUUGUGCUAAGUUGACUUCACGUGCUUCCACUUGGAGUCCAGCUGCGUGACCCGAUACUGACCCAGAGAUGACAGUGGCAUUGAGUUGAAGGAGCCAGGAGCGGGGAGUUCUGAGGUCUUGCUGAAUAGCUACCCAGGCUGAUUGACAUCCGAGGAGCUUUCUGCCAACUCCCCCUGCCGCUCCUGUAUUCUCUUUUCAUCCUAUAAAACUCGGUGGUCGCUAAGUUUUUGCCCAGAGAGGGUGAUGUGAAUAGAGACAAAGUGCUCCUCAAAAAGUAGGAUUUCCAUACAUAAUGCCGGUUUGGCACUCUGUUCCUCAAACAGUGAGCUCACUGAUCGCUGCUAAAACGUCCCUGGCGCAGUUGCACAGAAACGUAGAGUCAACAGGGAGUAAUUCAGGUAGCCAAUCAGGGAUAGGCUACUAAUAGAUGCUGGCUAACCAGCCAGAUGAGGGUUUUAUUACACUGAACAGAGGUCUGCUUCAUGUGCAAGGGCAGAGAGGUGGCGGAUCAGGAUAUUCAUGGUGCCUCAGAGGACAGAGUCACAACAGGAGUUCAGGGCAGAGUACGGGGAAAUUCAGGGAGCCUGGGGUACCUGGGGCGCCUGGUCAACCUGCUCCCGGACAUGUGGGAAAGGGGUACAAGAACAGGCGAGGCCCUGUCUUCCUGUGUACACUCAAUACCCCGCCAGAGGAGCUGCCGUUCAGCCCCAGCAGCCAGGCCAUGUCAUUUCAGCUUUGAAACCUGCUGCUGCUCCACGCCACAGUGGUGUCAGAGCCUUCAACAGCAGCAGCAGCGGGGGAGAGCUGAGGAGGGAGAAGCAGAGCAGGCCAGCCGAACGCAAGAAGGUCACCCACAUUGUCCCAGGGAAGUAUGGCUAUGGACGAACACCUCAUGUGGCUCCACUGUUAGUGGCUUCAGGCAGAGGCUCAGCUUCCCCUCGCCUCCACAGACAAAAACGCUCUCCUGCUGCUAACUCCCUCCAGGCCUUUCCUAGAGGGUACACCGACCUCAGAUCACACAAACUGGAUGCCUCCAACAACCUCCAUCGCUUUACCAGGCCAUAUGUGCAUCCCAGAACUCAACAUCCCAGGAAUAACCAACUCUGGACUUCCCUUUACCAGCCUGCAUCCUCUAACCAGGCUGAGGUCCAGACUGGGAGUCACACCUCCAGCCACCAGCUGCACAAGGAGAGACCUUACAACCCACUGCCUUCAUCCUUCUGUACAGGGGAGCAUGCUCACUACAGGAUCUGCAACAGUAAUGAUUGUCCUCCAUCCAGCAAAGACAUCAGAGCAGUUCAGUGUUCCUCCUACAACAACCAGCCUUUCAUGGGCAGACUCUAUAAAUGGGAACCUUUUAAUGAAGUUCCUGGGGGGCAGCAUUGUGAGCUAAACUGCCGGGCCACUGGGUUCAGAUUCUACGUGAGACAGUCAGACAGGGUGAUCGAUGGCACGCCGUGUGGACAAAAUGAGACAAAUCUGUGUGUGGCAGGACGAUGCGCGAGCCUUGGGUGCGAUGAGUAUCUUGGAUCUGGGAAGGUGGUUGACACAUGCGGCGUGUGCGGAGGAGACAACUCCACCUGCAGACUGGUAUCAGGAGUGUUCAAACACAGCUUGUCCAAGAUUGGCUACCACAAGAUCGUGGAGAUCCCAGAGGGAGCCACAAAGAUCAAUGUGACGGAGAUGGUGAAGAGCAGAAACUACCUGGCUCUGCGAAGCCGUUCAGGGAGAGCCAUUAUAAAUGGAAACUGGGCUAUUGACCGACCGGGGAAAUAUGAGGGUGGAGGUACCAUGUUCACCUACCGCAGACCCAAUGAGAUCAGCAGUAGAGCUGGGGAAUCCUUUCUUGCUGAGGGCCCCACCAAUGAAAUUCUGGAUGUUUAUAUGAUCUUUCAACAACCAAACCCUGGGGUUCACUACGAGUACAUUCUCCCCUCUGAGAAAACCGUCAAGCCUCAGCAACCAACACAAACAGCAGAAGAAGCUGCGGGAGGACAGGAUGAGUAUACCCAGCAGAUCCACACGCAGCAGGAGAACGUCAACUCUGCAGGUGGGGGAAGAUAUCAUCCACAUCUUCCUGAUAACCAGGUACCUGCUGUGGUUCCUCCAAGACGUGACAGGGAGUACAACUGGAAACUGACUGGUACCACAGAAUGCAGCGCAUCCUGUGGAAAAGGUUUCAGAAAUUCAGUAUUCAGCUGCGUCCACCGGCUGAAUCACAUGGAGGUGUCGGAUGCUUUUUGUGAAAGCAGCAGCCGCCCAGGUCCACAGGAGGAGGCCUGCAACCUGCAGCCCUGCCCAGCAUUUUGGGAUAUAGGAGAGUGGUCGGAGUGCAGCAAGACCUGUGGACUGGGCAUGCAGCACCGGCAGGUUCUGUGCCGCCAAGUCUAUGCCAACCGCACCCUCAACGUCCAUAUGAGCCGCUGUCGACACCUCGAGCGACCCGAAACGGCCAGUACCUGCCAGCUCAAAAUCUGCAGUGAGUGGCAGAUCCGCUCUGAGUGGACAUCUUGUUCGGUGCCAUGCGGGGUGGGUCAGAGGUCAAGAGAGGUGCACUGUGUCAGCAACGUGGGUGACUUCGUUCCUGAUGAGGAGUGCAACAUGAACCUGCGACCCACCAACGUAGAGAACUGCGACAUGGGAGCCUGUGCCAAGAGCUGGUUCUACACUGAGUGGGGAAACAGGUGCUCCGCUGAAUGCGGGAUGGGUGUCCGAACCCGCAGCAUUCUUUGCCUGACCAACCACAUCAGCAGCCUCCCUCUGGAGGGGUGUGGUAGCGAGCGGCCUGCAGACUCCCAGGUCUGCAACAACGGUCCCUGUGACAAUCGAAUCGAGUGGUUCACAGGUCCUUGGAGCCAGUGCUCUGCAGAAUGUGGCACCGGCAGUCAGCAGAGGUCAGUGGUGUGCCUGAUAAAGUCUGAUGAAGGAUUUACCAUCAUGCCACCCUAUGAAUGCUCAUCCUUGGACCGACCACUUAGUCAGCAGAGCUGCAACAUUAAGACCUGUGGGGCGAAGUGGUACCACACUGACUGGAGUGCAUGUUCAAAAACAUGUGAAGGAGGUUUCCGCGUUCGGGAGGUGCGCUGUCUGUCAGACGACAUGCUGUCCUCUGAGGCCUGUGAUGAGCAACUGAGACCAGCGGACAGGGAGGACUGCAGCCCUGAGCCCUGCAUACCUCAGAUAGACGUGAACUGCAAAGACAAGUACUACAACUGCAACGUGGUGGUCCAGGCUCGCCUCUGUGUUUACGAUUAUUACAAAACAGCAUGCUGUGCAUCUUGUUCACGCAUUGCACACAAACAGAAAGUACAUCGAGGUCACAGCUAGCACCGACUUCCUGAGGAUCCUAAUUCACACCCACUAAAGGCUCUCUGACCUUGAGCCUACCUGGACAGACGGACGGACAGGACCUUUUCCAGAAAGGACCCUCGUCAAUGUUAAGAGGGAUGAAAACUUGAGAAGGACCAUUUGUGUGGGAUCUUUUACAGGUUGCUGUUGGGGAACAAAAAAGGCUAUAAAUCAUGUGUGACAUGAAUCUAGGUACUGGAAAUAAAGAAUGUUAUCCAGAUCAACGAGGAACAGUUGAAACAGAGGAAUCAGACAAACUUGUUGGGUUCUUGUUCCUCAGUUUGAGAUGAACCAUCUGGCUCUUGUGCAUCACUUUGUCCAGAGGAGACUGCCAGUAAACCCUCUGUGGAGGAUAUAUUCUAACAAAGUGGAAACUGUCCAGCAUAUAAUAAGCGGUUUCACAUCCAGCCUCACUAACAUCAGCUCAUUAAACUGAGCUCAGCACAAAAACAUUCCUUUCAUAAACAAAUUCUGUGCAUUAAACCCUCCAUGGGGCUAACAACGUGUCUGUUCCUACCCUGCCCUGAGAUGUAAAAGCAACUUUUGUAAUAUAAUUAUCUGUAUAUAUGUUUGUGUAUAACAACGUUUGAUACAUUUUUUGUUUUUUUAAUGUUUCUCUGACGCUCCCACAUAACCUAAAAGGAGGGGGUAGUCCUCUUUAUUUAUGUAUGUGACUCUCCAGGGUGAAUGCUGCUUUAUCGGCCACUGGUGGCUUCUUUUCAGCUGUUCUGUCUCUAAGCCAAUCACGGCAUCUGAACUGGAUGUGGGCGUCCCACAGCCUGCUGGAUGGCAGAACCAGAUGCUCCAAACACUGGUGAUUUUUGACAAGUUGAAAAUAUGAUUUUAUUUUUUUUUUUGUCUUCCCUGUGGGUCAUGAUCACUCCACAACUGAACAAUCCUUGACAAUGUACACACAACUUUUAAAGUAUUAUUAAUGCUUUAUUGAUAUAGCUGCAUUGUACAGAUGGCUUGAGUUGAUAUGUCUGUGGUUCAUAAAUUCCUGUUUAUAAUUUAGCCCUUUUUACCGUAACAAUGUUGUUUAUAAACUUUCUCAUGUAGUACCUCAUAA
Messenger RNA from Gambusia affinis (western mosquitofish), 4983 nucleotides. RefSeq names its product ADAMTS-like 7 (gene adamtsl7). NCBI's taxonomy places the organism in Eukaryota, Metazoa, Chordata, Actinopteri, Cyprinodontiformes, Poeciliidae. The record is from RefSeq and is a predicted model, not a curated record. The coding region runs from base 1086 to 3893 and encodes 935 amino acids. The transcript is spliced from 16 exons. Gene Ontology annotation, molecular function: metalloendopeptidase activity. Gene Ontology annotation, cellular component: extracellular matrix. Gene Ontology annotation, biological process: extracellular matrix organization.